Molecule: messenger RNA, 627 nt
Organism: Klebsormidium nitens
Lineage: Eukaryota; Viridiplantae; Streptophyta; Klebsormidiophyceae; Klebsormidiales; Klebsormidiaceae
Source: the annotation of a GenBank genome assembly
AUGAAGCUCCUUUCCGUCUUGCUCUGCUACGCCGGCUUUCUGCGUUUCUCCGACGUGAUUCUCGUCCAGUGGCACGAAAUCAGAUUCCUUCCCACUCACAUGGAGCUGUUUCUGGAGAAGAGUAAGACCGACCAUUACCGCGUCGGUCGCUGGGUCUUGAUUGCCAGAGUCGGUGGGCCUUUCUGCCCGGUUACUUUCACUGAGUAUGUGCUUUUUCUGGGCCAGUAUGACCGCCUUGAUCCAAGCGGUCUCAUCCGGUGUGUCACGAUCUCGCGCGCGCGCCAGUACAUUCGGUCGGAGCAGCCCUGCUACUCUAUAGUUCUCUCUUGGUUCAAGGACGCCGCCCGCGUCCUUGGCCCGAACCCCGACGAGUACGGCACUCACUCGGGCAGACGCGGUGGCGCGACGCGCGCCGCUAACGUGGAUGUCCCUGACCGGCUGUUCAAGGAGCACGGGUUCUGGAAGAGCGAUCGCGCGAUGGACUCCUACGUGUUCUGCGCCGCGGCCGCACUGCGCCCCUUCGAGGUCACCACCAAGCGACUAGCGGCGGCCGCGUCCAUUCGCCCGCGACGCGUCGCGCGCGGAUACCUUUUCCCAAUUACCACCUAUGGCGAGGCGCCCGCCUGA